CAUUGUGGGACAGCUUGGGUCAAAAUGCCGUCUACGUCGAGCGAAAUGUCUGAGGUAUUUAUAAAUUUUUGUCUUAAAACUGCACCAAUUUUGAACAAAAAUUAAAUAUAUACUUAGACAGUGUUUCCAUACAUUAUUUUUUGCUUAGAUUACCGUGAUGGAAGGCCACAGAAUGCCUGUAAGAAUGAAUAGUACGGACGAGUGGCGUAAGUAGUUGGCGGCCAUGUUUGUUGAUAUUUUGGCUUGUAUUAAUUUCAUCGUUGGUUAUGUUUUAUUGGGGGGAAAUGUACCAUAAAGUUAAAGUAUAUCUUUUGUUUUCUUUAGCACUGGCCGAAAUUAUCAGCAUUCGUGAGAUAGACGGCAGAAAAGAAUAUUAUGUUCACUUUAUUGAUUGUAAGUGAUCAAAAUAGCAUUUCUCAACACUUACGUUGGGUUAUUUUUCAAAAUAAUUAACAUAAAUUUUGCUAGGGUUUUUUCACGGCUUUUUAUAAGGGACGACCAUUGAAAUGAAUAUAACUGGAAUGCUACCUUUAGAUAAACUGCCUAUCUUUUUCUUGAAGCCAAAUUUUUUACCCCCAGACAGGGGGUGCAUGUUUGUAUCAUGAUUGACUGAUUGAGCGCUCUUCACAUGCGUGAAAAGACUGGGACUGGCCUUUCAAGUUUGGCUUUAGCGUUCCAGUUCUAUUCAUUUCAAUGGGGAUAACGCAUUGAUUUUACAAUUGGGGAGGGGAGAGGACGAUAGAGUUCAGAUGAAGUUAGUUUGUGGGAUCUGGGUGCAUUCCCCAUAGUCCUGGAAACCACCAACAUAAACCUCUGGCAGGAAUGGAACCUGAGGCCCUGUGAUUUCGGUGUAGUGCUCUAACCAACUGAGCUAUAGAGGCCAGUUGUCAAGCUAUAAUUGGAAGUUCAUGUAUAUAUAUAUAUAUAUAUAUUUUUGGGUGUGCGGGUUGUGGUGAACUUGACAGAUAUUAAUUGUGUCCUGACCAUUAGUUAACAAAAGACUUGACACAUGGGUGAGUGAAAAAUCUCUGGACAAGGAGAAAUUACAAAUUCCCAAGAAAGACGAGAAUAAAGCAAAGAGUAAAUUCAACAAAGGCUUGGCAGGUUCAAAGCCUGCAUCACCUGAACGAGAAGGGACUGGGACAAAGAAAGCUCUGGUGAAUCGAAAGAGGAAGGCUAAUGCAAUGUCUUCAGGUCCUGAAGAUCAGGUAGGUUGUACAUCUUGGUGAUUCUUAAAUAUCUGUGGGAUGAGUUUUAAGCCCUCUGAAUGUUAUGACGUCUUACAUCAUGUUUGAACCAUGGCUUUCCUUAAUACAAGUAUUCAGGCCAUAUGCAGGAGUUUUUCACCAGGGGGACAACAAAACAUUUAUGCUGAAAUAAGUACCCAGAUGCAGGGUUUCUAAUAGGGCAUAAAAAAAUACCUGUGGUUCUGCCAACCCUAUUAUUUUUUCAACACGAUUGACCAUGCGACCCUGUUUUCUCCGAGUGGUUGCAUGCUGCUGCUGAAAUGGCAUCUGUUGUCACACUAAUUAUUGAAAAAACCCAUGAAACCGACCCUAAUUUUUUCGCGAUAUGAAACCGGAAACACAGAUAUUUUUAGUGCCAGAAACCCUGUGUGUCCACGGUACUACACACCAGAGGUGAAUAUUAGUAAUAUUAGAAAUUAGUAAUAUUCCAAAGUGUCGUUGUGAAAUGUUGUAAAAUGCGGAUAACAUAGCCUUACAAAGUUUGCCGUUUUUCAGUCAUUUUGUAUUACAAAUGGGAAAUUGACAGUCCCAAGGGGUAUUGGGCUGUCAAUUUCCCCCAAGUGAUGCAAAAUGACUGAAAAACAGCAAACUUUGCAAGGCUAUAUUAUCCGCAUUUUACAACAUUUCGCAACGAAACUUUGGAAUAUUACUAAUUUUGUGAUGCUCGUUCAAGCUGUGAUGAAAUUUUUGUCUCUAGUAGACAUGUUUAGAUCACAAUUUAGUCUAUAAUGCAAAUGGUCCAUUAAUCAGUCCUACUUAUGUUUCAUAUUAAGGUGGAUGGUGAUGAUAGUCCAAACAGUGUAAAUGACAAAAUGAGCAGUUUAAGAUCUGGAGGCAGCAUGGUUCACGAUCGCAGUCAUGAUGAUGUUGUCACACGCAUGAAGAACAUUAAAAUGGUUCAACUGGGGAAACAUCUUAUUCAACCAUGGUACUUCUCACCAUACCCUGAAGAGCUUACCAAAAUACCGAUUGUUUAUCUUUGCGAGUUCUGUCUCAAGUUCACCAAGAGUCUUCAUUGCUUGAAAAGACACAGGGUAAAUAUUUGCCAUACGGUACUUUGUUUCAUAGCAGGAAAUAACGGUCGAUCCGGGCAUCUGGGAUCCUAGAAAAUUUUCAGACCUGGCUUAGCUGGUAGAAAAUUUUAGAGCAUUGCAUAGUGCUAAUACGCACAGAAAAUAAUUUAUCAGGAUGAAUAUUAGUGAGCUUGGCAGAAAACCUGCUAUACUAUGUUUGAAAAUACCAUAGUUCAAAUUCAGUAUUACUAGACAGUAUUGAUCUUCUCCUAACAUUGUAAAGGUCACCUUGAAGGCCCAUCUACACAAUGUGAUUUUUGGUUACUAUUGUUGUAUGCAACUUGCUGACGCCAUCCCUGCAACACGUGCCGUGUAGACGCCCCACAACUUGAUUACAACAGUCGUAUGGCAUGCAACACAAAAAAGUCAUAAAAAUUUUAAAACUUGUUUCGACUUUCAUACAUUUUUGAUAAAAAAAUAGUUCAAAAUGGCGGAUUCAACAGUGAGAUGCGAGAAAGCGAAAUUGGUACGCCUUCUGUUCAAAGUGUGAACAAGUCAAAGUAAAAAAAAAGAAGAAAGAGGGUUACGUUUUUGAGAAUGAAAAGGUUGAGUUUUUGAUAUAUGCAUGGAGUAUUGGAAAAGUUGCAUACAAUAAUCGUUCCAUCUAGAUAGACACCACAAAGUCGCAGGGAUGGCGUCAGCAAGUUCCAUACAACAAUCGUAAGCAAAAAUCGCAUCAUAGAUGGGCCUUCAGUAAUCUUAAAAUUACCAUGUGAAGUGUACCAAUAGUGAAAAGACACAGGGAGAAUUUUCUCUCCUAUUUCAUAAUUCUUAUUGUGUGGUUCAAAUUCAGUAUUAAAAGUGUUAACCUUAUCAAUCAUGGUACUUUUCACCCUACCUUGAAGAGCUUACCAAAGUACCUGUAGUAUUGAUUUUAUCCAUCCAUCAGGGUUCGUAGCAGUCUUUGAAAUCCUUGAAAGUCUUUAAAUUGGAAUGCUGGUCUUUGAGGUCUUUGAAAAGUUUUUAAAUUGUGUCAAAAAGCGAAUAAAGUCUUUAAAAGUCUUUAAAUUAUUUAGUGAGGAAUUGAUUAUACGAUUUUCUUGCUAAUAAAAUAGAUUGAUUGAAUCAAGAUUUUCGCAAAUAUCGACGGAAAUGCGCAUUUUAGGAUGUGAUUUGACGGGACUAAUUGCACGGGUAAAAAUGGUGCUUACACUCGCAAUUUUUUGACAGCUGAUCUCUCAAAGGUAUUUGAAAAGUCUUUGAAAAUAGGCAGAAAAAAUCUUUGAAAGUCUUUGAAUUUGUUUGGUCUUGGAGACUACAAACCCUGUCCAUGCUGAUCAUUAGUGGUAUCUUGCAUGCACUUGGUUGUAAUCCAUUCAAAAGUUUUUUAUAGAAAAAGUGUAAUACAAGGGUACAGAGAAUUGUCUUUGGUAUAGCAAUACUGUUAAAAUGUUGUUCUCACCUUAGACGAAAUGCACUCUACGACAUCCUCCGGGGAAUGAGAUUUAUAGAAAACAAUCUAUUUCCUUCUUUGAAAUUGAUGGCAGGAAAAAUAAGGUAUGUUGUUUAAAGUGCAAUACAAUG
Paramuricea clavata is the source of this 3844-nucleotide messenger RNA. Lineage: Eukaryota; Metazoa; Cnidaria; Anthozoa; Malacalcyonacea; Plexauridae. The record is from the annotation of a GenBank genome assembly.